Acanthopagrus latus (yellowfin seabream) is the source of this 2917-nucleotide messenger RNA. It is a transcript of the gene chpt1, whose product is annotated as choline phosphotransferase 1. Gene Ontology annotation, biological process: phospholipid biosynthetic process. The transcript has 8 exons. Gene Ontology annotation, cellular component: endoplasmic reticulum membrane; Golgi apparatus. NCBI's taxonomy places the organism in Eukaryota, Metazoa, Chordata, Actinopteri, Spariformes, Sparidae. Gene Ontology annotation, molecular function: diacylglycerol cholinephosphotransferase activity. The coding region runs from base 217 to 1365 and encodes 382 amino acids. The record is from RefSeq and is a predicted model, not a curated record.
CUGCCGAGACGCAAGUCGAUCAGAAACGUACAGGCUAUCGACAUCUCAUGGUUCCGCUGUGGAAAUGGCCUCGUCUAGUCACCUAGCUAUAAAUGCCAAAUGAGCUGCUGUGUUUUGGAGGCGGCCGAGAGAAGAUAGCCCCGCUACAGCCACCACCUGGGAUUACUGGGAAGUUUUGUUACCGUAAUUUGAGGAGUGACUAGGCAGAAAAAAACAAUGCCACAUUUCCUGUGGCCGGAGCCGCUGUCACCCGCUCAACUCAAGCGGUUGGAGGAGCAUAAAUACAGCGCCUCUGGUCGGUCCCUGUUUGAGCCACCGUGUCAAAUCUACUGGAACUGGCUCGUCCAGCAAAUUCCGACAUGGAUCGCACCAAACACUCUGACUAUAGUUGGACUGCUGGUCAAUAUCCUCUCCACGGUGGUGCUUGUGUAUUAUUGUCCCACGGCAACAGAGGAGGCUCCGUCAUGGGCUUUCAUCAUGAGUGCCCUGGGCCUGUUCAUCUACCAGUCUCUGGACGCCAUUGAUGGAAAACAGGCCAGGAGGACGAACAGCAGCUCACCUCUGGGGGAGCUUUUCGACCACGGCUGUGAUGCCGUCUCCACAGUCUUUGUUGCUGUGGGAACAUGUAUUUCAUGUGGAAUAGGAAGAUACGAUAACUGGAUGUUCUUCUGUGGUUUCAUCGGGAUGUUCAUGUUCUUCUGCGCCCACUGGCAGACCUACGUGUCCGGGACCCUCCGCUUCGGCCUGAUUGACGUGACCGAGGUUCAGAUCGCCAUCAUCAUCAUGUAUUUGAUGUCGGCUUUCGGAGGCGUGGCCCUUUGGCAAACCACGCUGCCCGUCCUUGGACUGCAGCUGUACGUCUUCCCCAUCCUCGGCAUCAUUGGAGGGGCCCUCUACUCCUGCUACAACUACUUCCAUGUCAUUUUGAACGGAGGUGUUGGCAAAAACGGCUCCACUGUGGCUGACACCAGUGUGCUGACUCCCGGUUUGCACAUCGGCCUCAUCCUCACCCUCGCCUUCAUCAUUUUCAAGAAGUCAUCCAACCACCUGUUUCAGCACCACCCCUGUCUUUACCUGCUCGCCUUCGGCAUGGUCAUCUCAAAGAUCUCCAACAAGCUGGUGAUCGCACACAUGACCAAGAGUGAGCUGCACCUCCCGGACACGGCCUUCAUCGGCCCCGGCCUCCUCUUCCUCAACCAGUACUUCAACAGCUUCAUUGAUGAGCAUAUAGUUCUCUGGAUAGCCAUGGUCUUCUCUUUUCUGGAUCUGGCGCGCUACUGUACGGGCGUGUGCCUCCAGAUCGCCUCCCACCUGCGCAUCCGAGUCUUCAGCAUCACGGCGCCGUGGGACGCACACCGCGACUGACGGCUUGCCCGGCGGGAGGAGGCGGGGGGAGACGCGGAUCUCUCCCCGCUCCUGAAAGCAGACGACCACGAGGAGACGACCUCGACCCACAGCAGCCUGGACAAAGUGACCACUUCUGAUUAAAACUGCCUCUCACAUCAGAUGGAAAAAAAAAAUUAAAACCAACUUCAACAGUACAAACCAAAAAAAAAAUAAGAAAAGAAAAGAUAAAGCAUGGAUCUAUUUAAAGGAAAAUUCCCUUGGAAUUCCUCAUUGGCUGAAACAGCCAUUUUUAAUUUGAACAUUACAUGCAUGUGAAUAAAAUUUAGAUUUUUACAUCAGCAGUGCAUUCUUUACUCAAACACCAAAAUAAUUUCUUUAGCAGGUAUUCUGUAGUUUGGGCAGAUAUCAGAACAUUUUAGUCUGAUAAGCUUCACAGACCUGUGUCCGUUGAGCGGGACUGUGGUAUAUUUGAGACGCUUAAAUACACGGGGAAAAAAACAUAACUGCUAACUUCGAUAUAUGCUCAAACUAAAUGGAUUACCUGUUGAAAGCUUCCUUAAUCAUUGUCUUUUAUUUAUAAAAUGAAUGUGACUGAAUCCGACAUGAAUCAGGGGCUUGAAAAUACAGAUUUAAAAACUUUUUAAAUGACCUUUAAAACCUCAUAAUUUCCAAUGAAGUUUGCAAUGUGGGCUGGCAGGUAUGGCUCCGUGGAAGGGUUGACAGUCUGUGUUAGUGCUGAAAAACGACGACAGUGGUUUUCUUCAAGGCUUCUCUUACAAACACCUCUCUUAAUAUUUGUAUUGCCUGUUACUCAUCUCAUCCUUACAAACCUGGAAGCUGAAAUAAAAACCACCUCACGUUUGGCCUUUUUUUAGAUCGCCAUCGACUGAUGAAGCAUUAACACACGACUCGUUCUGCUUUCUCUGUUCUUCUCCCUGAAGGGCUAAUUAUUUUGUGAUUGUACAGAAUUCAACUGAAGACGCCUUAAAUAUUUGUGUUGUAAUUACUGUUUAACUUGUGAAUAUUUAAAACAGCUUUGUACGUUCUCUUUUUUCCACUGAAAUAUCAAACCAGAUGCAGCAAUAGUGAUAAUAUGAUGCUACUGGAAGGUGUUUUUGUUUUGUUUUUUUAAAUUGUUCACUCAUGAAGUUCUAUCACAUAUACAAAUGUAUAUUAUGUAUAGGUGACUGAUUGAUUUGGUUCUGGAAGAUUUGUUGGGUUGUCAGUAAUUUUGUAAUUAUUGAUUAUUACCGAAUCAUUAUUCAGGUUCAUUGGGAUCAAAAGGGAAAAUUAAUGGUAAAAAGAAAAAAUGUUGUAUUCUUGAAUUAAGUUUGGAGAAAUAAACUGAUCUUCCUCUCAGAUUCUGCUUCUGCAGGAUCAUGGACAUCAUAGAGGGGCAUGUCCUACAAAUAUGGUCUUAGCAUUAUGUAUGAUGGACUUUGGAACUAUGCAUUGAAAUGUACAACUUUGAUUUCAACACCAUGUUGCACUGUUCAAUAACAAUACAGUAAAACACCUUUGUACUAACAGAUAUGAGUGGAAAAGAUUGUAAUAAAGAAAAUAUUUUUCA